Molecule: messenger RNA, 1377 nt
Organism: Sardina pilchardus (European sardine)
Lineage: Eukaryota; Metazoa; Chordata; Actinopteri; Clupeiformes; Clupeidae
Gene: coro2ab
Product: coronin 2Ab
Exons: 11
Coding region: 1-1377 (458 amino acids)
Molecular function (GO): actin filament binding
Source: RefSeq, a predicted model, not a curated record
AUGUCAUGGCAGCCGCCCUAUCACAGCUCAAAGUUCCGUCAUGUGUUUGCAAAGCCCGCCUCCCGUGAGAACUGCUACACUGGCCUGCCAAUCACGCACAGUGUCCAUGACAACGCAUUCUGUGCCGUCAAUCCACGCUUCAUUGCCGUCGUGACAGAAUGCGCCGGCGGUGGGGCCUUCUUAGUCAUCUCCAUCUAUCACAGAGGCCGCGUGGACCCUCAGCACUGUCGUGUGUGUGGUCAUCACGGCCGGGUGUUGGAUGUGCGCUGGGACCCUUUCAGUGACCUGCGCAUUGCGUCCUGCUCAGAAGACUGCACGGUAAAGGUGUGGAAUAUCCCACCUCAGGGUUUAAGAGAGAACAUUGUCAGGCCCGUGAAGGACUUGCGAGGACACACCCGUCGGGUGGGGCUUAUCGAGUGGCACCCAAUCGCCAAAGACAUCCUGCUCAGCUCAGCCUAUGACUACAAGGUUCUGAUAUGGCGGCUGGACGGGGCAGGGUGUGUGUGUCGGCGGCCAGUGCGCGUGAUUGCCGUCCACUCAGACCUGGUGCUCUGCCUCAGCUUCAACACAGACGGCAGCAGAAUGGCCACCACCUGCAGAGACAGGACCAUCCGCAUCAUACACACACACAGCGGACAAGUGCUGCAGCGUUCGAGUAUGUGUUCCCACCGGCCCUGUAAGGUGGUGUUUGCAUCUGAGCUGCAGCUGCUGGUGACCACUGGAGCCUCCUACUGGAACCAGAGACAGAUCGCAGUCUGGGACUCAGAGGAUCUUACUGCACCGUUGUGGGAGGAGGAUUUAGAUGGAGAGUCUGGAGUUCUCUUCCCCUUCUUUGACCCUGAUACACACAUGAUCUUCUUGGCCGGAAAGGGUGAUGGGAAUACCCGCUUCUUUGACCUUAACUCUGUCAAGCCUUACCUGCACUACCUGGCUGAGUACAGAUCACCACUGCCGCAGAGAAGCUUGGCGGUGAUGCCAAAGCGUGGCCUGGAUGUGAACAUAUGUGAGGUGUUCCGUUUCUAUCGUGUGGUGGGAGUGAAAGACCUGCUGGAGCCCCUCUCUCUUAUUGUCCCCCGCAGGUCAGAAGGCUUCCAGGAGGAUCUCUACCCUCCCACUGCAGCCAAUGAGCCUGCUCUAACAGCUGACCAGUGGGUGGAGGGCCAUACCAGAGGUCCAUUGCUGAUGUCCCUGAGGCCUGGGACUGAAAUACAGAACCCAUACCCGGCGCCAGAAGCUGUUUCCAGGCCUCUCAGUCCCCUCACCCGGCUCCAGCCAAUGGAAACCCACUUCUCAGAGCAGCCAACCAAUCACAGUGCAGCUUACAUCUAUGACAUCAGUGAUCUGUCAGAAUGUGUAUACACCACCCAGGACAGAUGA